GUUAUAAAACCUAGAGAAAGAGAGAGUUAGUUAAGCGUUAAGGAUGGGUUUACUGUGGUGGCGGAAGGGGAAGAAUUCACAACCUGAAGCGAAGUUGUCGACGACGGAGAACGCGGCGAAGAAUGGUGGUGCCUCGGCGGUGAAACCAACUACGGAGGCGCCAGGGAUGAACGGUGCAGUGGAGGUUAAACGACCUAAGAACGCGAGUGUUUCAGUUUUCGAGUUUGGUUCGGUUGCUGCGAGCAACGAUAAGGUUACUCUUGCCGGUUAUUGUCCAGUUUCUGAAGAUCUUGAGCCUUGCCGUUGGGAGAUCCUACCGGCGGUUGAGUCAAACGCGCCGCAGUUUCGCGUUGUUUUCUGAUAUCUCAUGUUAUGUGUAUUCUUGUUUAGUUUUGCGAACUAUUUAUUUGAACCGAAAUUGAUGAUGUACUUUUAUAUAUGAACGAACUGUGUUUUCUCUGUUCCAUUUAUUUAUCCCAAUUCAUUAUAUGUUCCAGUAA
Medicago truncatula (barrel medic) is the source of this 500-nucleotide messenger RNA. RefSeq lists its product as uncharacterized. The record is from RefSeq and is a predicted model, not a curated record. The transcript has a single exon. NCBI's taxonomy places the organism in Eukaryota, Viridiplantae, Streptophyta, Magnoliopsida, Fabales, Fabaceae. Bases 44 to 361 code for a protein of 105 amino acids.